This is a messenger RNA of Oncorhynchus gorbuscha (pink salmon), 8592 nucleotides long. Its product is annotated as ubiquitin carboxyl-terminal hydrolase 31-like. Gene Ontology annotation, molecular function: cysteine-type deubiquitinase activity. The coding region runs from base 826 to 4716 and encodes 1296 amino acids. The record is from RefSeq and is a predicted model, not a curated record. NCBI's taxonomy places the organism in Eukaryota, Metazoa, Chordata, Actinopteri, Salmoniformes, Salmonidae. The transcript is spliced from 16 exons. Gene Ontology annotation, biological process: protein deubiquitination.
AAGAAGAAAAAAAAGGCACAGUGGAACCCCUCUCUCCCCCAUAUGUAUUUUGGCGUUGACUCUGUUACGUCAGCUGUUUCUCUGCUGUCCUGCAGUGUCCCUAUUUUUGUAGCUGAAAGUGUGAAGAACUGACUCUGUUGCAAUGGAACAUUGGAUUUCGGAGAACAUUUCAGCUUGGAAAGCAUAGGACAUUUUACAAUCCCACUCAAAUUAACCAAGGACACGGAAUUAAACGUCUCUGCUUGGUAACUACAUUUUUAUUUUCGGAUGGGAUGGAAAGACACUUCUGCGCAAGGGACUCUUAUGCAGUGGCUAGCAGCUAAUGUUCAAAUGCUAACUAUAAAAACAAUCAGAUAGCUACAAGAAACGAUUUGCAUGAACGUCAGCGACUACACUGACUUGUUUAGCAUAUACAAAUGCAUUCCGACAGUUUAUUGUGAUUGGUGUAUUUUACUAAAUUGAAUUACUUAAGAUGGAUUAAUGGAUAGUUUGCAAGCUAGCUAACCAAUUUAGCUAACUAGCUAGCUAUGGAUAGUUGCUGUUCUUGUGUUAGCUGACACGCUAAGGUUAGCUAUCCAAUUAGGUCAACAUAACGCUUGUCUUUGAAAAUGUGUUGACUCAUAUUUAAUGGUAGUCAAUACUAUAACGUUACCCCUAGUAUGGGAAAUAUAUCCCAGCAAGCUACUGUUAGCCAUCUAGCUAGUUGAUGGGUUGAGAUGUAACUUGACUUCCCAAUUAAGAUGUAGCACGAGACAGCUGAAAGUUAGUUUGCUUGAUAGCUCAGCUCAUUCCUCACAGGAAAGAUUGUAUUUAGAAAUUUAUUGCAUGAGGGGGUGCCCAACAAAUCAGGCAAUCAUGUCUAGUAAAGCCAUGACUAAAGAGAAGAAAUCUGGUAGCUUCAGCAAGAAACUCUUCAGACGAAGCUCUGUGCGCUCCGUGGGUAGUUUUAUGGGCAGAGUCCUCAGGACCCUGUCAACCUUGUCCCAUUUUGGAUCAGACGGGCAUGCUAUUGAAGGUGACAAAGACGACGGGGGUUUCACAUUAUUCAAAACGGGAGGCAAAGAUUCACCAGCUUUGGAUGAUAGUGACCGUUUCCUCGGAGAGAAGGUCCCUGGAGUGUCUGGUCUCAAAAACCAUGGUAACACUUGUUUCAUGAAUGCCAUCCUUCAGUGCCUGAGUAACACUGAACUCUUUGCUGAGUAUUUGGCACUGGAACAAUACAGGGGAGUCGAGGAAACGGAUGAGGAGAAGGAGAAACCAAAGACAAACGGUGUGCAUUUGGGGAGGAAGGGCCCUCAUGACAGAGGCGAGGUGACAGAGCAGUUGUCUGGACUGGUCCGGGCCCUGUGGACAUUUGAAUACACCCCACAGCACAGCAGGGAGUUCAAAAAUGCCGUCUCAAAGAGCGCUUUGCAGUAUAAAGGCAAUGCUCAGCAUGACGCUCAGGAGUUUCUGCUCUGGCUUCUGGACAGGGUACAUGAAGACCUCAACAACCAUCCCAACAACAGGCCUUCCAUUAAGCCACCAGUGGAAGAGGAUGAUGGGGGCCUAGAGGGGCCUUCGCUUCCGCUCUCAACCGGUUCAUUUGUGCAAGAGCUAUUUCAGGCCCAGUACAGGUCGUCGCUCACCUGCCCACAUUGCCAAAAACAGAGCAACACCUUUGAUCCUUUCCUUUGCAUCUCCCUGCCCAUCCUCUUACCUCACACAAGGCCUCUGUAUGUGACAGUGGUCUACCAGGGGAAGUACUCUCACUGUAUGAGGAUCGGCGUGGCCGUGCCCCUGAACAGCACCGUGUCCAGACUCCGAGAUGCUGUGUCACGUGAGACCAAGAUCCCCCAGGACCAGUUUGUUUUGACGGAGAUGUACUAUGACGGUUUCCACCGCUCCUUCUGUGAUGACGACGACGAUCUCGAUAUCAUUCAGGAGAGCGACUCCAUCUUUGCCUUUGAGACGCCUGAGACCUUCAGACUAGAGAACAUUAGAACCAAGAGAGGGAGUCUUCUUGCCAACCUGAACCAGAACAACUUAAAGUUUGGGAGUGAGAUGAGCAGGACUCCAUCUUUCAUGCAAGGAGCUGUGAAUCCUGCCACUGCGUCAGCCAAUAAGAACACGGGGGUCGACAAGAUGAUCCUGCUUAUCUGUAACCGAGCCUGCACCGGUCACCAAGGGAGGAGGUUUGGUCUUCCAUUUGUACUGUACAUGGAUCGCACUGUGACCUGGGAUAUCCUGCAGAAGGAGAUCCUGGAGAAGAUGCAUCACCUGCUCAGGCCAGGAGUUUACAUUCAGGUGGGGCCCUUCAGCCUACGAGUGGUUGGUGUGGUUGGCAUCACGUACCUCCUGCCCCAAGAGGAGCAGCCUCUCUGUCACCCAACAGUGGAAAGAGCAUACAAGUCCUGUGGCCAGGGGGGACCGCCGCACGUCAAGAUAGUGGUGGAGUGGGACAAAGAGACCAAGGAUUAUCUGUUUGGGCUCAAUGAGGAAGAGUACAUCCCUGAUGCUGAGAGUGUGUAUCUGCACAGAGAGCAACACCAUCAGCCCCAGGCCUGCACCCUCGCUCAGUGCCUCCAGCUCUACACCAAAGAGGAGCAGCUGGCCCCAGAUGAUGCCUGGCGCUGCCCCCACUGCAAGCAGCUGCAGCAAGGCCACAUCAAGCUCAGCCUGUGGACCCUGCCUGAUGUGCUCAUACUGCACCUCAAGAGGUUCAGACAGGAGGCUGACAGGAGGGUGAAGAUGCAGAACAUGGUGCGGUUCCCUCUGCUCGGCAUGGACAUGGCUCCUCACAUGGUGAAGAGGUCCCAGAGCAGCUGGAGCCUGCCCUCUCACUGGUCACCAUGGAGACGACCCUACGGCCUUGGGCGUAACCCUGACGACUACCUGUACGACCUGUACGCCGUCUGCAAUCACCACGGAAACAUGCAUGGAGGCCACUACACAGCUUACUGUAAGAACUCUGUUGACGGCCAGUGGUACUGCUUUGACGACAGUGAGGUUCAGCCCGUCGCUGAUGAUGAUGUGUGUCAGCAGACGGCCUACAUCUUGUUCUACCAGAGGAGGAACACGAUCCCCUCCUGGUCCGCCAACAGCUCCGUAGCAGGCUCCACCAGCUCAUCUCUGUGUGACCACUGGGUGAACCGUCUUCAAGGCAGCAGGCCGGCCAGCCUGGCUUCCGGGGCCUCCUCCAGACGCACCUCUCUAGCCUCCCUGGGCGAGUCGGUGGAGUUCACCACAGGGGACCGCAGCGAAGAUGACGGUGGAUUUUCGACCCGUCCCUUUGUUCGGAGCAUCCAGCGUCAGAGCUUGUCUUCCAGAUCAUCCAUUGCCAGUCCUCUGGCCUUCAGUGAGAACAGCAUGAAGCCCUCCUGGUCCCUCUCUGCCAAGCUCCAUAUGAGGUCUAACUCUCCCUCACGCUUCUCCCUGGACUCACGCUCCUCUCCCCCCUUGGAGAGGAUAGGAGAGAGGGGAGAGGCCUGUGAUGACAAGGUAUCCACAUCUUGCUUCGGUAGCUACAGCCGGCACGAGCGCUACCCUGGUGGCAGGGCCCCCUUGGCCAUGGAGGGGAACAGCACCGACCAGGACCAUGGCAGGAGGAUCCUAGACGAAGUCUACUGCAGGGCCCCCACGCCGGCCGAUAGGAAGAGCUCCAAGAGUGACCCGACGGACAACAACAACCAAAUAACAGCCCUGGACCAAAAUGCACAAGCCCCCCUGUCGAAAGAGCAGAAACGCAAGAGCAGCACCUCCGGAUCUGCCCCGAAGUUAGAGAGCGCCGGGUCCAAAAAGAGUUCCACCAAGUCUGAGCCAGAGAAAAACUCCAAGAAGCGCCAGUGUUCGUUCUCCACCCCCAAAUCCUCUACAUCCCAAAUGUCUUCCAGCACUGUGGUGAAGGGCCCCAAGGUGACCAACUCUAAAGACAAGACCACCAGAAGCAGCAUCGCUACGCCCACCAGGACCCCGUCCAAAAAGAAAGAGUUUUUGUCUUCCAAGGGUUCUGACUCGGCAGCUGGAACGCCCCAGAGCAAGCAGCGCAUCUCCACGCCGCAGUCCUCUGCUUCCCCCUCCCCCACUGUAAAGAAGAGUGCCUCUGGCCUUGAGAAGACCACCGCUGGUCGGAAGAAGCUGCUGGAGAGGAGCUGCAGUCGGGACUCAGGGUUGGUAAGCCCUCUGGUUGAUAGACCACGCUGGGGCAGCAACGCUGCAGCCAGGACCCCCACCAAGACUGCUGCAGAGGGGGUCCGUCCAGAGAGGCUUUUGCGAAGUUCCAUCAGCAGCUCCUCUGUCACCAGCCUGCGCUCCCCCAGCGUCUCCUGCAGGGACCCUAGGCACAGCAACAAGUCAGAGGACAAGGGCUUGUCGUUCUUCAAGAACGCCCUGCGCCAGAGAGAGUCCCGCCGGUCGGCCGAUCUGGGCAAGACCAGCAUCCUGGCCAAGAAGGCCUCUGAGAGGACAGCCAGGCUGAGCGUUCAGGAGGAGGAUGGGUCGGCCAAUGCCUCAGAGCAUCAUGUGAACGAGGUUGUCACUGAGGUAAAGGAGUCCUCCAAGCCCUCCACCCCAGUCAGACGCUCUCUGUUACCUAUUAUAGGCAAAUCCAAGUCUUCCACUUCUGAAUCCAGUCUUAAUUCUCCCCCCAAUGGGAAAAAGCCUCUUGAGAAGCAGGCGUCCUCCAGAAAGCUUUCUGCCAUGCAAUCUUCUGCACGCCCAACACAGAAGCCUCAAUGACAUCAUAUAUCGAUAGCAGUCUCAUUGUUUUAUGUAUGCAGCAAUUAUUUUCUCCAUGUGCCUAAGAUAUGAAUAUAUAUAGAUUGAAAGAGUAUAUAAUAUAUAUAUAUGUACUUGUAUUUUUCUUUUCAUAAGCAAGAUGUAAAUUAUCAAAAGCGCCUUUCCUGUCAUGGAACCAAAUCAUUGCCUUUGGCAAAGUAUGGUAUUAGUAUACUACUGUACACAACUCAAUAGGAAUGUUUUAAGAUAGCACUUUGUAAAUACAGUAUGGAAUAUUUUUCUCCAGAACAACGCUAUACAGUAACUUAGUAAACAAAACAUCUAUUACUGUCAAUUUUUAUGUAAUACUUUUACAUGGUUUAAAAAGGUCACGUGAAACUAGAGUAACGGGUCUGGGACUUGACAUUUAAGGCUCUUAAGGGUACACUAGUCUUAAGAUAGUUUGUGGAGUAGUCUAAAAUGUUACUCCUUUUCUACACCUGGUGCUGUUCAAAGGGCAAUACUGGCACUGUUUUGAAAUAUUUAAAAUGCUGAGGUUCUGAAAUAUAAAAAAACGAUCUAUGUCAGGGGUCAGCAACAGGCGUCCUGUGGUGCGAAACCACCCAGGAAGUGAUUUUGUUUGGGGGGGUGUUGUGGGACUACCCAAAGUUUGUAGUAUAAACAAAUAUAUGUAUGUAUUUUGGGAAUUAAGUUUUUGGUUUAAAAAAAGGUGUUUAGUUUAGGAAAUCUGUUCCCAAGUAUUUUCUUGGAUAAAAAAAAAGGAGAUGUGAUCGUGUCUCAAUGUAGUCAAGAUAUGAAAUGAUUGUUCUCAAAUACAAUCAGGGUUUUUUGGCCUUAGUUGUGGUCAAUUUGCAGUGUACAAAUGAUUCAAAUGUCUCCCCCCCCCAACCAUCCGCGGCUGAAUCUAGGUGCCUACCCCUGAUCUAGGUGUUACCAGUCCCGGCAGCACCUCAACCUGUGGUACCUCAUGAGAGGAUGUAUGGAAUAGCAAACAGAGGCUGCUGUAUAGUACUGAUAAAAUCCAUAACCGCUCAUUUAAGUUGAACAUUUGUGAUUAUUUGCCUUUGUCCGGUCUUCAGAUGAAGUCAAUUCAAUCUAAAUAAUGCACACUGCACUGAACCGUUUUACUAUUCUUUGCUGUUUACUUGAAGCGUAUCUAAGUAACUGUACUACUGUCAGGCCCUGCAUGGGGAUGUUCUCCUUGGUUCAAUGAUAGUUUGACGAGUCAUUUCAGUCAGAUCUGGUGCCAUCCCCAUAUCUGCAAAGAUUUUGUAGCUGUAGCUUUGACCUGUUACUGAACUCUCCCUGUGUCUUGCUGUAACCCAUUUGGUAAUCUACCGUGCCCAAGCCUUUCAGUGCAAUAGUUCUCAACUGUUCAUGCAAUCAUCCUCAAGACUGUUCAUCAGUCUUACCUUAUAUGAUAAUAUAUGCCAUUUAGCAGACGCUUUUAUCCAAAGCGACUUACAGUCAUGUGUGCAUACAUUCUACAUAUGGGUGGUCCCGGGGAUCGUACCCACUACCCUGGCGUUACAAGCGCCAUGCUCUACCAACUGAGCUACAGAUAACUUUAAUUAUGAUUCGAAAUACCAGGGUAAACCUUCUUGCUGGUCUGGUUGUAACAUAUUGAAAUCUUCAGAUACCCUUCUACUGAAAUGGCAUAUUUUGUAAUAUUUCAUACUUCGCUUGCAGACAAUGUAAGAGACCAAGUUUCUCCAGGGUCUUGAGAUUUGCUGUCUCUAACCUACUGCACCAAGUUUAAUAUUAAACCCAAUUGGAGACAUUUUGCUGCCUAUAGCAAAAGUUUGCCUGAAAGUGAAAACCCCCACUGUUACAUAUGAACUAUUAACAUUAAUGAUUGUUUAGGGAUUCACACAGUCUGACAACCUGUCACUUGUUAUUGUUGCCCAUGGCUACGCUGUCAUUAAGUGAGCUGCUGCUACAAACACUGUUGAAAUGGUGGGCUUUUGAACGAAUAGCAGCUCUAGUUCACUGAAUUACUUUGCCUUGACCUGAGGGGGUAUACCACAAAGCAGAAUCAAUGAGUUAGCCAGCUAACUUUGACAAGCAACCAGAAAUAACUAUUGAUUUUAUGGUUAAUUAAAUAAAUUGGAGCAGACAUUUGAAAUGGGUAACUUUUUAUUUUGUAGAAAGAAAUCAGAAUAUUUAUGCGAGUUAGCUGGCUAAUAACUCCAUGAUCCUGCUUUGUAUUUUACCCUUCUGAAGGCUUGUGUUGACCUUCCAGAUUUAAUGUUUUGGCCUAAGCUCUAGUUUAUCAUGAGCUUGAGUCUCACUGGUGACCCGGGUUCCGAACCAGUUCGGUUACCCUGUUGCCAUGUUACGAAUACAUACACAUCUUUCACAAAAUGUCCAUUUAAAGAAAUUCUCAACGUUUAGGUGAUGAAAAGCUUUGUUAUUUUAUGGCCCAUCUUUGAAUAUAUAUUUUAUUAGUGAAAUCCGAUGCCUGCAACAAUAUUAUCCUUUUUGGCUUUUAAGUAUAUGGUUGUGCCACUGUGUUGUCAAUCGAUGGAAAACACCAUUUCAACACUGUGGAAAGCAGUAUUGCAUGAUAACUCUAACGCAUGCAUGUCCUUAACUAUGCAAUAGAUUGUUGCUAUGUGAACCAGAGAGUAAAUGUACAAUAUAUCCUAUCUUCCAAAUGUCAGCAAUGGAGAACAUGGUUAGUGACUUCCAUUGCUUUAAUUGCACACUUAUGUUUUAGGGUUUUCAUUACACUUCUUUUUUUUUUACAUGCGAGAAUGUUACCACAUUGUGAAACGGAUGUGACCCAAACUCUUUAAGAUGCUGAACAUUUUGUAUUUGUCUUGUUUUCUAACUUAAGUUUACACUAAAUUGAUUUAGUCUUGUGAUUGUUUUAAGGGAUUGUCUCUACCUUUUUAAAAAUUUAUUUUUUACAUUCAUUUUCAUUGUCUGUUGUUUUCCAAUGCUGGAGUAUGUGUUCAAAGGGUGCUCUCUUUUUAAAGAGCAGGUUAUCAGUCUUCUUCUUGCCCUCUUGUUCACCAGCACUUCAUUAUUAACACUACAGACUGACGCUCAGUCAUCUCAUGUGUUGCCUGUGCACUCUGCUCUCAUUUCACUGUUCUAUGAGCUGUUAGAUUUAGGUAUGAAAGGCAUGUCAGUUAAUGGAUGAAUGUCAUUAUUAAACAACGGGAGUGUUUAAAAAAAAAAAUGUAAAGAACACUUUAGGUCUCGUAGUUGCCAUAAAAACACCUGUUGUGGCAUAGACUACUAGAGUAUAUAUGUGUCUAGGGCAGGGCUCUCCAACCCUGUUCCUGGAGAGCUAACCUCGUGUAGGUUUCUGCAUUCAACCCCAGUUGUAACCCGAUUCUGCUUAUCAAUCAGCUGAUUAUUAGAAUCAGGUGUGCUAGAUGAGGGUUGGAGGGAAAACCUACAGGAUGGUAGAUCUUCCGGAACAGGUUUGGAGAACCCUGGUCUAGGACAUCUGACGUAGUUAGUGGUAGCUAAUUAGAUAGUAUAAAUACCAUUUCAUUAAUCAGUCAUAUGGAAUUUGAUUCAUUCUUCUCUCCUUGAAUGACACACUGGACUUUAGAUACUGAUUAGCGAAUAGUACCAGGCAGCAGCCCACGUUUCUACAAUACUACAAUAACGCUAUCUUAGUGGUUAUCUGUACAGUAGUCUUCUGGAAGUAGUUCAAAAUGAGUCCAGGGAAAUAUUUGAUGAUGAAAUAAGUUUGGGGAAGUGCAUGAGACUGCGUCAAACCUUUUUUUUAUGUUAAUUUAUUUGUAUGUUUUGUUUGACUCAUUUUGUUAUUUUAUAAAGAACGCAUUUCUUUGAAAGAGACAUUAUGUUGCUUUACCAAUGCAAGAACAACAUGUAAAAUGUAAUAAAAAAAAUAUG